CAAGAGAGAGAGAGAGCGUGAGAGCCCCAAAGCUAGCGACAUGUCCCUGUGGGGAGCAGAGCCUCUGCACCCCAGAGUGAGGAGAACGCAGGGGUCAGAGGUGGCUGCAGGGCGCGCAGAGGAGGGACCUGCCGAGGGGGUGGGCUGGCGGCCUGGUGGCCUGGGAACAGUCAGGAAGGGAAGGCAGCUGGUGACAAGAGAGCCCAGAGGCACCUGGGGCUGCGUGGAGAGCCCGGAAGCCUGCAGCCAUGCCGCACAGCUCCGACAGCAGCGACUCGAGCUUCAGCCGCUCUCCUCCCCCUGGCAAGCAGGACUCAUCUGACGACGUGAGGAAAGUUCAGAGGAGAGAGAAAAAUCGCAUUGCUGCCCAGAAGAGCAGGCAGAGGCAGACGCAGAAAGCAGACACCCUGCACUUGGAGAGUGAAGACCUGGAGAAACAGAACGCCGCUCUGCGCAAGGAGAUCAAGCAGCUCACAGAGGAGAUGAAGUACUUCACGUCGGUGCUCAGCAGCCAUGAGCCCCUGUGCUCAGUGCUGACCACCAGUGUGCCCUCGCCCCCCGAGGUGGUGUACAGCACCCACGCCUUCCACCAGGCCCACGUCAGCUCCCCGCGCUUCCAGCCCUGAGCUUUUCCAGAGAUGGGGGAGAGCAGAGCC
Miniopterus natalensis is the source of this 656-nucleotide messenger RNA. It is a transcript of the gene BATF, whose product is annotated as basic leucine zipper ATF-like transcription factor. Gene Ontology annotation, molecular function: RNA polymerase II cis-regulatory region sequence-specific DNA binding; DNA-binding transcription factor activity, RNA polymerase II-specific. NCBI's taxonomy places the organism in Eukaryota, Metazoa, Chordata, Mammalia, Chiroptera, Miniopteridae. Gene Ontology annotation, biological process: regulation of transcription by RNA polymerase II. Gene Ontology annotation, cellular component: nucleus. The record is from RefSeq and is a predicted model, not a curated record.